Rattus rattus (black rat) is the source of this 4290-nucleotide messenger RNA. RefSeq names its product nuclear factor of activated T cells 1 (gene Nfatc1). Gene Ontology annotation, cellular component: transcription regulator complex. Gene Ontology annotation, biological process: cytokine production; calcineurin-NFAT signaling cascade; regulation of transcription by RNA polymerase II. Lineage: Eukaryota; Metazoa; Chordata; Mammalia; Rodentia; Muridae. The record is from RefSeq and is a predicted model, not a curated record. The transcript is spliced from 10 exons. Bases 45 to 2486 code for a protein of 813 amino acids. Gene Ontology annotation, molecular function: transcription factor binding; RNA polymerase II cis-regulatory region sequence-specific DNA binding; DNA-binding transcription factor activity, RNA polymerase II-specific.
GACGCGCGCGAGCGCCGGGCGCACCAGUGCCGCGCGACCCCGACAUGACGGGGCUGGAGCAGGACCCGGAGUUCGACUUCGAUUUCCUCUUCGAGUUCGAUCAGAGCGGCGGGGGCGCCGCGGCCGCAGAACACUACAGUUAUGCGUCCCCUAGCGUCACCUCAACUCUGCCCCUUCCCACAGCACACCCCGCCUUGCCAGCGGCAUGCCAUGACCUCCAGACGUCCACCCCGGGCAUCUCAGCUGUUCCUUCAGCCAAUCAUCCCUCUGGUUAUGGGGGCGCUGUGGACAGUGGGCCUUCAGGAUACUUCCUGUCCUCCGGCAACACGAGACCCAACGGGGCCCCAACUCUGGAGAGUCCUCGAAUUGAGAUCACCUCCUAUCUGGGCCUUCACCACGGCAGCAACCAAUUUUUCCACGACGUGGAGGUGGAAGACGUACUUCCUAGCUGCAAGCGGUCACCAUCUACAGCAACCCUGCACCUGCCCAGUCUGGAAGCCUACAGAGACCCCUCCUGCCUGAGCCCAGCCAGCAGCCUGUCCUCCAGGAGCUGUAACUCUGAGGCGUCCUCCUAUGAGUCCAACUAUUCAUACCCGUACGCAUCCCCCCAGACCUCUCCAUGGCAGUCACCCUGUGUGUCUCCCAAGACCACGGACCCAGAGGAGGGCUUUCCCCGAAGCCUGGGUGCCUGCCACCUGCUGGGAUCGCCAAGGCACUCCCCAUCCACCUCUCCUCGUGCAAGCGUCACCGAGGAGAGCUGGCUCGGUGCCCGUGGCUCCCGGCCCACGUCCCCCUGCAACAAGCGCAAAUACAGUCUCAACGGCAGGCAACCCUCCUGCUCACCACACCACUCACCCACACCGUCCCCCCAUGGCUCCCCUCGGGUCAGCGUGACGGAAGACACCUGGCUUGGUAACACCACCCAGUACACCAGCUCUGCUAUUGUGGCGGCCAUCAACGCCCUGACCACUGAUAGCACCCUGGACCUGGGUGACGGUGUCCCUAUCAAGUCUCGAAAGACAGCCCUGGAGCACGUGCCCUCUGUGGCCCUCAAGGUAGAGCCGGCUGGGGAAGACCUGGGCACCACACCGCCCACUUCUGACUUCCCACCCGAGGAGUUCGCCUUCCAGCACCUUCGGAAGGGUGCCUUUUGUGAGCAGUAUCUGUCGGUGCCACAGGCCUCGUAUCAGUGGGCAAAGCCCAAGUCUCUAUCCCCAACGUCAUACAUGAGCCCAUCCCUGCCUGCCCUUGACUGGCAGCUGCCAUCACACUCUGGUCCAUAUGAGCUUCGGAUCGAGGUGCAACCCAAGUCUCACCACAGGGCUCACUAUGAGACGGAAGGCAGCCGGGGAGCUGUGAAGGCUUCUGCUGGAGGACACCCUGUCGUGCAGCUACAUGGUUACUUGGAAAACGAACCUCUCACGCUCCAGCUGUUCAUUGGGACGGCUGACGACCGCCUGCUACGGCCCCAUGCCUUCUACCAGGUCCACCGGAUCACGGGGAAGACUGUCUCCACCACCAGCCACGAGGCCAUCCUGUCCAACACCAAAGUCCUGGAGAUCCCACUGCUUCCAGAAAAUAACAUGCGAGCCAUCAUCGACUGUGCUGGGAUCCUGAAACUCAGAAACUCUGAUAUCGAGCUGAGGAAAGGGGAGACAGACAUCGGGAGGAAGAACACCAGGGUGCGGCUGGUCUUCCGAGUCCACAUCCCCCAGCCCAACGGCCGGACGCUGUCUCUCCAGGUGGCCUCAAACCCUAUCGAGUGCUCCCAGCGGUCGGCCCAGGAACUGCCCCUCGUGGAGAAGCAGAGCACAGACAGCUACCCAGUCAUUGGAGGGAAGAAGAUGGUGUUGUCUGGCCAUAACUUUCUGCAAGACUCCAAGGUCAUUUUCGUGGAGAAGGCCCCAGAUGGCCACCACGUCUGGGAAAUGGAAGCAAAAACUGACCGAGACCUGUGCAAGCCAAAUUCCCUGGUGCUGGAGAUACCACCUUUCCGCAACCAGAGAAUAACCAGCCCCGUCCAAGUCAGCUUCUAUGUCUGCAACGGGAAGCGGAAGAGAAGCCAGUACCAGCAUUUCACGUACCUUCCUGCCAAUGUUCCAAUUAUAAAGACAGAACCCACGGACGACUUUGAGCCAGCUCUGACCUGUGGACCAAUGAGCCAGGGACUUAGCCCUCUGCCGAGGCCUUACUAUAGCCAACAGCUCACCGCGCCUCCCGACCCUGGCUCCUGCCUUGUGGCCGGCUUUGCCCCCUGCUCACAGAGGAACACGCUGAUGCCCACGUCUCCCAAUGCAAGCCCGAAGCUCCACGACCUUUCCUCUCCCGCCUACGCCAAGGGCCUCGCCAACCCGGGCCACAGUGGUCACCUUGGACUUCAGCCACCAGCUUCGGAGGCCCCCACCAUGCAGGAAGUGCCGAGGCCCAUGGCCAUCCAGCCCAACUCGCCUGAGCAGCCCACAUCCGUCAGGCUACAGCCGCAGUAAAUGAGAUCAUUCGUAACGACCUCUCCAGCACAAUCCCCCACUCCUAAUUCAGCACAUUGGAGCUGGCAGAAGCUGUGAGGAACUGGCUCAGUGCAGACAACCAUGCUUCAGCAAGCGAGACUUUGAUGAGAUAAACUGGACCCACAUCUGGUACCACUCAGAAAAUCCCAACUUACCGAACGAACGCGGGGAGCUUGUGUCUGAAGAAACAGCUCUCCAAAAACGACGGAGGAGCAGGAGAGGGGCCCACUGCACCUCUAGAAAGAAACACCAUCUCAAGGGAAGAGAAGGGCUGGCCAGUGAGGCCAGGGGCAGACACUGGCCCACUGUGUGGCAGACUGACCCUCCUGCCCACUGGAUUAAAACACUGGAAGUGCCUUAUUUAGUCCGACCACCACACCAGGGCAUAUGGACGUGUGCACUGAAUUUCCUACCACGAGAGUAUUCGUAGGAGCCAAAGCUAUUAAAGAACACUUCCUUGGGAGGCUCUCUCCUUUGUACUAAUCGAUCGGAUUCUGACGAGCUGUGGCCUCCCGCUUAUCUCUAACUUUUCUGGCUGUCCCACACAAUUCGCCUGCGUUAUCCAGUGCGCUCUAGAGGCCAUCCAGCCUGCCACCUUGGCACCUCUUUCAUAGUCAGCCCCCUCCUCUGUGUGACUGAAACCACAGGUUUGUCUGUAAUAGCAUGCCGGGGUUCUUGUUCUCAGUCCAGCUGCGGUAUAGUGAAGGAAGUUGAACAGCCCAAGACAGGGUCCCGGACAGAACAAAACCUGCCUGCCUGCGCUACAGGACGGAGCCUGUGUUUGCAUGCAUGUACAUAUAGGCAUAUAUUUAUGUAUAGAUGUCCAAGGACAGGGAUGGUGAUGGCCAGUCUGUGCCCAGCGGGGACUUCCGUGUUAGCAAUAACCAGUAUCCACCUUGAGAGUGCACCUCGGAGUCCAGACCCUGCCUUCCAUCACCUUCCACCAGGGUCCGUCCCCUCUGGCAGGCAGGUGGCUUUUUCUUGUCUCGUGCAGUUACGGAGCACUCUAGAGCUGUGCCCAGAUGCCCAUCGGCUCCCAAAGGGCAGUAUCCGAAAGUGGUUAUGAGUAACCACGACAAAAGGAGUGUAAUAUAUCUGUCCGAUUAUGAGAUGAUUACUUCACAGCAGCCUUAUAGCUCUCUGCUUCAUCUAAGGAAACAAUUACCAAAAACGGCGUUUGUAUACGCAGUCUGUGGAUUGUGCGUUUUCAGAUUAGCUACUGGUAACGGACAGGCUGGUGUCGGCUUCGUGUAAUCAGCUGCUUAUUACAGUUAACUAGCAGUGACCUAUUAUUUCUUAUAACCAAAAUAAAAAAAAAGCAUGGUUUAAUUAAAACAUGUUUAAUGAUGGUGCCUUAGGAGUUAAUGCCCCCUUAUGGAACAAGCCUGAAUUGCACCUGUGGGUGGAAGCCUCAAGUUACUCAGACGGGGGACUCACGACAGGAAAAGCUCUCCCCGCAGGAAGACGCAUCUUCAAAAUGUCCGUCUGUACGAUGGUGGCUUACCUUUUCCAACUCAGCAAAACAGACAAAUGUCCGAAAGCCAUAUCGAACGUUUUCUGUGAAGAGCUGAGGUGUGCCUGCCGCGCACACUCACAGAUCCUGGCCGCCUGCAGGCUGCCUCCCGCCUGCCUGCUUCUUAUAUGUACCCCAUGUUUAUUAGCAUCAUGGAGUUGCAUGAACCAUCCUUAGUAGACUGUCAUGUGAAAGCAAGCGUUUGACAUUUGUGUCAGCUAUCUUCAUAGUUAGGGAAUGGAGCUAAUAAAACAGUAUUUUUUUUCUUUC